This is a messenger RNA of Closterium sp. Naga37s-1, 975 nucleotides long. The record is from the annotation of a GenBank genome assembly. Lineage: Eukaryota; Viridiplantae; Streptophyta; Zygnematophyceae; Desmidiales; Closteriaceae.
AUGGCCGUCCAGUCUUCGCCUCUAGAUGUCACCGCCAAAGAUGCGAGCCCCCCCCAGCCGUUCGGUGCUCUAAGAUCAACGGUGGCCACUGCUGUAGCGGCUGUUGUAUCUGCUGCUGCGGCAUUCCGGGACGCGGCAGAAGCAGUUCCGAUAAACGUACAAGAAGCCGCUCAGCAAAGACACGCGGAGGAGGAACGGUUAGAAACGUCGUUUUUCGACGGCGUGCGAAGCAGAGCGUCACCCUCGCUAUUGUCACUCGCUGCCAUGUCAGCAGCGCCGCUGGCCAUCCCCAUCAAGAGCUCUCUGACCGCCUUCUUCUCCAACCUUCGUGCGAACCCCACCUUCAUGUCGGCUCUUAUUGCGUGGGCUCUCGCGCAAAUCCUCAAGGUGUUCACGAACCUCUACUUCAAAAAGACGUUCGACAUCCGAAUGGUUGUGUCGUCAGGCGGCAUGCCGUCGUCGCACACCGCCCUCUGCGUCGCCGUCACCACCUCCGUUGCCCUGCUGCAUGGCGUGGGGGGCCCGCUGUUCCCCGUCUGUCUCGCGUUCUCCUCCAUUAUCAUGUACGACGCCACCAACGUGCGCUACCACGCCGGCGUGCAAGCAGAGGUUCCAAGCAGAGCAGACCCCAUCUGCCUCGCGUUCUCGCUCAUCAUCAUGUAUAACGCCAACCACGGGGGAGUGCAAGCAGAGGUACGCUUUUUACUGCUGCUACAGAGCAGAACCUUUAUCUGCCUUGCGUUCUCGCUCAUCAUCGUGUAUGACGCUACCAACAUGCGCUACCACGUGGGGGUGCAAGCAGAGGUUCUGAAUGUGGUGGUGGAAGAGAUGCUGGAGGGCCAUCCAAUCAGCGAGAAGAAGCUAAAGGAGCUCCUGGGGCACACCCCCUUGCAGGUGGUUGGAGGCUUCAUCCUUGGUGUUGUUACAGCCUUUGUAUACCAUUACAAGACAGGACAAAUGUAUGGGUGGGCGUGA